UCAAAUGUCCCUAUAAAUCCAAACACUUGACCGCCUUCAACCACUUGGACACUUGCCAGCGGCGUGUACUGAAUCUGUUGGUCCUACUAGCCAAAUGCCAUGGGAUUGGCAGAGGACGACAACCAGCCUCUGUUAAUCUCAUCAUCCGCAGCAGCAGCAGAAGAAGUAUAUGAACAAGAAUCAAACGGUGGAAAUUUGAUCAGACGAAUCUUGUUAGAGUCGAAGAAAACAUGGCACAUCGCGGGCCCCUCCAUCUUCACUCGAAUCGCCUUGUUCUCCCUCACCGUCAUCACCCAAUCCUUCGCCGGCCACCUCAGCGACCUCGACCUCGCCGCCAUCUCCAUCGUCACCACUGUCAUCAUCGGCAUCACCUUCGGCUUCUUGCUAGGAAUGGCGAGUGCGCUAGAAACGCUUUGUGGUCAAGCAUAUGGUGCAAAACAAUACCACAUGUUGGGCAUUUAUAUGCAACGCUCGUGGGUUGUGCUUUUUUUCAGUUCAAUUUUGUUGGUGCCUCUUUUUCUCUUCGCUACGCCCAUACUUGAGUUCACGGGGCAAUCAAUGGAGGUGGCAGAGCUGUCGGGAGUGGUGGCGCUGUGGUUGAUUCCGAUGCACUUGAGCUUUGGGUUUCAGUUCACGUUGGUGAGGUUUUUGCAGUGCCAACUCAAGACAGCGGUGAUCGCUUGGGUGUCCGGUGUGGUACUUGCACUCCAUGUAUUUGUUAGUUGGUUGUUUGUGUAUAAGUUGAGGGUUGGCAUUGUUGGGACUGCAAUUACCCUCGAUUUCUCAUGGUGGGUUUCAGUUUUAGGUCUGUUUGGGUUUGUUGUUUGUGGUGGUUGUCCUCAUUCUUGGACUGGUUUUUCCAAUCAAGCAUUUGUUGGGCUGUGGGAAUUCUUCAAGCUGUCUGUGGCUUCUGGGGUCAUGCUCUUGUUGGAGAAUUUUUACUUUAGAGUGUUGAUCAUAGUCGCAGGUAAAAUGCAGAAUGCUGAAGUUGCACUUGAUGCCCUGUCCAUCUGCGUCACUAUCCUGGCAUGGGAAUCCAUGAUUCCCCUUGGAUUUUUUGCAGCAACUGGGGUACGUGUAGCAAAUGAGCUUGGAGCUGGCAAUGCAGAAGGUGCGAAGUUUGCUAGCAUUGUCUGUGUGUUCACCUCCCUACUUGUGGGCAUUCUUUUUUGGGUUCUGAUCUUAGCCAUCCCUGAUAAGCUUGCGAUGAUCUUCACUUCAACCACUUCUGUAAUCACAAUGGUCGAACAAUUAUCAGUGUUGCUGUCAUUUACCGUUCUCCUGAACUGCAUUCAGCCAGUACUCUCGGGUGUGGCAGUUGGGUCUGGUUGGCAAGUAUUGGUGGCAUUUGUAAAUGUAGGUAGUUACUAUAUAGUUGGAGUUCCGCUUGGGCUUGUUAUGGGCUGGUUCCUAGAUUUUGGCAUUGAGGGUAUUUGGUGUGGAAUGAUCAGUGGAACAGUGGUCCAAACAUUGAUAUUAACAUUUAUAACGGUCAGAUGCAAAUGGGAAAAACAGGUGCAAAAAGCUCGCGUGCAUACGAACAAUGAGGUUGCAACCAACAGACUAUUAGCAAGUUAAAUGGCAUACCCGUGGCCCGAAGCUCCUGCAUAUGCUGGUCUGGAAAAAGUUUCAUCUACGCAGCCUUACCUCUACAAGUAGAUUGACGGUUUUUGAGAAUUGAACCCAUGACACCUUCAAGCCACAAUUGGGCAACUUCACCACUGCGACAGGUCCGGUCCUUUAUUAUCCCAGUACAUGAAAUACAUCAAAAUGCUUUUUCUCGGACCAUUGAACAUUUUAUGUGUGCAUGAAUCACAACAUUAUUCCUUAAAUCAAUUCAUGGCUGGUGGAACCGUGGAAGGAAGAGUAUUAUAGACCGGUUUAUUUCCCUUCUUUUGUGACUCCGGAUGUAAGUGGAAAUGGUUUUAUCGUCGAUUAUCGUCGUUCUGGACUUAGUAAAA
This is a messenger RNA of Rhododendron vialii, 1961 nucleotides long. Its product is annotated as protein DETOXIFICATION 27-like. The transcript has 8 exons. The coding region runs from base 100 to 1578 and encodes 492 amino acids. Gene Ontology annotation, biological process: xenobiotic detoxification by transmembrane export across the plasma membrane. The record is from RefSeq and is a predicted model, not a curated record. Lineage: Eukaryota; Viridiplantae; Streptophyta; Magnoliopsida; Ericales; Ericaceae. Gene Ontology annotation, molecular function: xenobiotic transmembrane transporter activity; antiporter activity. Gene Ontology annotation, cellular component: membrane.